AUGACGGCGCACACCCACCAAAUCCGCGGCCAGCUGGCGGCGGAGGGCUGCCCAGUGCUCGGGGACUUGAUGUACGAGGCGGUCGCGCAGGACCUGCAGCGGGAAAAGGAGGGCCAGCAGCAGCAGCCGCAGGAGCAGCCGCAGGAGCAGCCGCAGCAGCAGCCGCAGCCGCAGAAGCAGCAGCAGCCGCAGCCGCAGAAGCAGCAGCAGCCGCAGCAGCAGCAGCAGCAGCAGCAGCAGCAGGCGGAGGAGGAAUCGGAAGAAGACAGCGAGGGCGAGGUGGAGUUGUUUGAGAACAGCGAGGGCGACGAAGAGGAGGGCGAGGUGGAGCUGCUCUCGGCGCUGGAGGAUGGGUACGGCGAGGAGCGCAGGAGGGAUGACCGUGACCGCGGCAGGUGGGUUACCAAGCUGUGCUGA
Molecule: messenger RNA, 417 nt
Organism: Monoraphidium neglectum
Lineage: Eukaryota; Viridiplantae; Chlorophyta; Chlorophyceae; Sphaeropleales; Selenastraceae
Exons: 2
Coding region: 1-417 (138 amino acids)
Biological process (GO): pseudouridine synthesis
Molecular function (GO): RNA binding; pseudouridine synthase activity
Source: RefSeq, a predicted model, not a curated record